AUUUCUAGGUUCUGUCAGAUUAGAGUUUGCACUCAACGGUGGUGCGUCAUUCGGGUCGCGUUUCCCACGGUGCCGUUAUUCUUCAAGGCGAAAAGGAUAUUGCCUCCAAACAACAGCGUUUUGUUGUGAAAGGAAAACAAGGUCUACAGUUGAAAGGCGUCCUUUAAGUGCUGACAGGUGUGGACCUCUACCCCGUACUAAAUAGAUAUUCUUGUGUAAUGCGAGAGACGAAGCAGAUGACAUGAUUGACGGCAGAGGUUUUAAAUAAUUUAUUAUAUCUGAAUAAAUGUUUUGCCGGAAUACUCACACGGCGACGUGGAAUGUGAUUUAAAAUGUUUGUUGUAACUUCUCCUGCUGCGAUUGGUAUACCAUAUGCAUUUUUGAUGUGAAAAAUAUUAUGAAUAGUUUGCAUUAUUGUCGCUUGGAAGAAAAAGAAAUGACCACUGCGUCAACCGAAAAAGGAUAAAUCAUCGCGUAUCUCUGCAACCAACAUAGUUCGCGUCUGGGUGUAACAUUUGUGCUACUAAGGAUGCUGAAUAUAUGAAUCACUUCUGUUGCGCAGGAGAGAGUUAUGGUGAUGGUGAUGAUUGAUGUCAAUGUUGUUUUGCGGUUAAUGGGAUAGGAUUUCCGAAAAAUGUAUAGAUAUAUACAAAUCCAAGCUCAUAGAUAUGGGAAUUAAGUGACUUAAAAAACGACCAAAAAUAGAUUGUUACCGAAUGAUUUACUGGAUUGUGGAGAUUUUUAAUUAUCCAAAAUUGUGAUCGGCUUAUGAAUUCAAGCAUUUCAAAAGUCUUGACAUCGUUUCGAUUCGAUUUACAUGCCGAUUAAAUCAGUGAUUAGAGAGCAUACUAAAUUUAAUCGACUAUUAAAACGGCAAUGAGUGAUUAGCAUGUAUACAUAUGAAUGAGCCAAAGGAAAAAAAAGUGAAAAUGCUGAAUUAAAAAGGUCGUGUAAAUUAUAAUUGGAUUAGUACGAUUCGGAUUACUCGUUCACUCCGUUACAUAAUCCAAUGCACCUAGGCGAGGGCAAAGAGAGAAGAGCACUGUGAGAUUCGAAGUGAGAUAUGUAAUAAUAGAAUUAAAUCGAUUGAAACAAAAAAGCAGAAGAACAACAGAAUACAGUUAAUUCCCAGUUGUUUGUAAUUAUACAUUACCGGAGCAUUUAAGUCAACGUGUUUGUGUGUAUAUACAUGUUUUUAUGUACUUCGAAUUUAUUCUAUAAAACCUAAACAACCCUUCAUGUUAGAUGUAUGACGCCGAGCAAUAGUGAUUCAACUUCGAAAUAAACGCUCUACUCAAAACCAUCGAUUAGCCAAUAAAACAGCCAAACGUAAAAUGGUUAAGCUAUAUCGUUUUUUAAACAAACCGAAGCCCACUGUAAAUAAUCAUCAACUACACUCUAUGCGCUAGAAAUGAAGCAAAACUAACCAACAUAAACAACGCAAAAGCAAAUAUACAUACUCACGCAAAGUCAUUCCGUCAAAUUGUAGAAGAAAUAAUCGCAGCCCAGCUGUAGCAUAAAUAUCGGUGCAAAUAAUCUAAAUGCAUGAAACAUGAAAAGCAAAUUUGUCAACAGGCCGUCAAAUCAACCAGAUUGGAAGCAAUAAAAUAAUACUACUGGGCACAGGAGGAUCGCGGAUACUGUUCACUUCACCGAAGCUAGAAAAUUUAUCUCCCACAAACCGAACCAGAUACGAUGAAAGCGUCGAGUUGUGUAGCAUGAAAUGAAACCGUUCCAGUUCUUCCGCGCCACAUUGCCACUACCGUUAGUAAUAUAAUAUCAGCCUGGUAAUUGCAGCCGUUGUGGGAACCUUCACAUCCGUUUUGUACAAUUUAGAUGCAAAGUUAGCGAAGCCUCGAACCCGAAGUUAUAAAACUAGCUCGUAUCCAUCUACCGUGCAACCAUUGUAGACCUCUAGGCCAGGACUUCCAAUUUCGAGAAAUAAAAAUAACAGUACUAGAAACUUAUACCUCUUCCACUUAGUGUUGUGGAACAGUGUAGAACGAAAAUAUUGCACCUCUUUCGUGGAGAAAAAUAAUAAAAUUUGAAUCUGUAUUUUUUCGGCCGUUGGUAAUGCCGCCGGGUUGUACGGAUGGAUCGACCUAAAAAUUCGCAUAUUCAAAUGCUUCCGCCGUAGAAGUCGUUCCUGAAAUUACCGGUACGAUAUUGCAGUGACGAAAAGUGCCACCGGACGAUAACAAAAGACAAACGAAGAAGGGGAUCCAAUUCAAAUCGCAGUGUAUAGUGAAACAAGCGGGGUUUCGGGGAGACAUCUAAAAUGUAUCAAUAAAACGAAAUUGAGAGGUCGGUCUCAUGAUCCAGAAGAAUCAUAGCGACACCGUAGCAAGUCGAACUCUUGGCCUAGCUUACAUGAAAAAUUGACGCAAGCUGCCUCGUUUACAUCUUGCCCAUCUGUUAUUCUGCUUGUCUGGCCUCCGACAACGACAGAGCGAUGUCCGCGCUCAAUCAUUAUAAUAACAUGUGCCACUCCAAUCUGAUAUUCAUCAUCCUAUUCAUUUUCAAUGAUUACGUCACAGGAGACAUCAGUACAUCAUUAGCGUUAAAUAAGCUAAACUCUGGCGGGACAUUCUUCGCCGGGCCAUACCUGGACGGAAGUGGAGUUAGCAACGUUACCACACAGAUAGGAACACAUGCAUAUCUGCCCUGUAAGGUGAAACAGCUGGGGAACAAGUCAGUGUCAUGGGUGCGAGUGAGAGACGACCACAUCCUUACCGUCGACAGAAUGACAUUUAUAGCCGACGAACGUUUUCAAUCAUUCUACGUAGAAAACAGCGGUGUAUGGACGCUGCAGAUCAAAUACGUGCAGGCACGUGAUGCCGGAAUAUACGAGUGCCAGGUGUCGACAGAGCCGAAAAUAAGUGCUAGAGUACAUCUGCACGUUGUUGUGCCAAGAACCGAGCUUAUUGGGGAUUCCGACCGAUACGUGAAGGCGGGUAGUGCCGUCAUACUGCGUUGCGUCGUCCGCGGUGCUCUGGAGCCACCAUCCUAUAUCAUUUGGUACCACGGUACCCAACAGAUUUUCACUGAAAAUCGACGGGGCUGGAAAACACAGCUGGAUCGAGGCGCACCGGACCUAGACGGUGACAUCCACAGCACUAUUGGCUCAUUGAUCAUUGAAUCGACAAGGAAAAAAGAUUCCGGGAACUACUCCUGCAGCCCAUCGAACAGUCCACCGAUUACUGUCUCGCUGCAUGUCAUAAACGGUGAAUCCUCUGCUUCAGCUGUAACAUCAUCUGCCGGUUCACUAUUCGAUGACAGUAUAUCAAUGGUUAAGCAGAGGAACAUCUAUAUUUUACUGCAGCAUAGGUCAUUUGUUAUGUUACUCGUUUUGGUUAUCUACGUUCAGCUCAGCUGUCGCAUGUACUAGUUAAGAGAAUUUAUCUAAGUUAAUAAAUUUGAACCCCCUUAUACAAACAUACCAAAAAUCGAGAAGAAGACAAAGCAGAGCAUGUAAGUGAAAAUAAAACUACAACCAUAUUAUGUAUAGAUGAGAUUGGGUACAAUCCUGGACAUUUGCUCACAACCGUACAUCGACUGAGAUAUUUCAAACUAUCGUACAGGAAGAUGAGAAUUUCGCUGGUUCACUUAAAUCGUUAUCACCGAUCGCCGGUCAUUGGCACCAGAGAAACAAAUCGUGCAAGAAAAAAAAUCUUCCAUGGUUGAAUACGAAUCAAAGUGCGAUUUGGUGACACAAGAUAUUCUUGUGGAAGAUUUUAAAAGACAUCAUGAUAAAUUUCAAACUAUAUUUACUUUAUCUAUUUCCCAAUAGUUUCGAUUGUCAUUGGUAUUUUAUGAUUUUGUUAUCUGUUGUUGCUCUCAACCACUAAUAUUUUUUUAUAUUCUAUUUACCGACAGUUCUGGUAUUCAUGUUUUUUAAAGUGUCACUACGAAAAGAAAGUUGAACGUGAGAAGUACACUAUAAAACAAAUUACACUGUACAUUGAUUUUUAGUUUUGGGUAUUUCACGAACACAAACUUAUGGUGAUGUGUAAUGCAAGCAAUACCGUACCAAACCAGAAAGCAAAAUCUCUAUUCUUUUUAUAAUGCACCUACACUAGUGCAGAUAAUAAAUUGUACAUUUUACCAUUUAUAUUUUCCAAAAUGAUAUAUUUUACGAGCGGCCUAUGUGAUAAAAGCAGUUUCCUGUUACUUUAUAUCCCCAUACCGCCUCCCAGUUAACUUCCGAUGUGAAAAGUAUAGAAAACUACCAUAAAAGAGCGAGAUAGGACCUUUCGAACAAGAGGAUAAUCCUCGUUCGACAAAAGUUCUGAAUUACUGAGCUGCGGAAAAAAAAGAAUACAGAGCAAAGGCACGAAGAGUACUAGCCAUCAAUUGAUCGGGUCGUUGAAUUUGAAUAAGUGCAUACAGGAUCAGUCCAGCCAACCGAAAUGAAACAUUUUUUUUAGAAUCGUGUGUUUGGUUUGCGUGCAAUUCUUUUAGGCGUUGUGUUCAAGAAAUUUUAUGUUAUUGUUUUGAUAGAAAUAUUGUGAUAAUUUUUUACUUGGAAUUUAGAAUCAAAUCAUAAUGAAUUUGAAAAUUGUCUGAAAUCUACAAAUUUUCUUGUCGAUGUUAUCUUACCGAAGCAUUCACAAAAACAAAAAAAAUUGACAGAAUUUUUAUUUUCGAAAUAAACACAUUUGUAUUUUUUUUUUUUAUUAUUUGGUUUUUGAUUAAAAGUUUAAUUGCUUGUUUUGUUUCCGACAUUUGUUAAUGCACAAUUACAAUAACAUUAUUAAUUCAGUUUUAUAUACUUCCAAAAUACGCUCUAUUUUUCGCAAAAUAUAAUUUGAUAAGCAGUCAAAUGAUGAAAUCAGUAGCUACCUUUGUUUAUGAAUUAGAAUUGGUAACAUGGUGUAAUGAAUAUAUGCGAAAAAAAAUAUUCACUAUCCUAUAGCUAUGCUUUUUCCUUUUACAUGUUUUGUGAGGAUCGUAAAUCUAGAUCAUUAUUUGAGACUCGUUUAUAUGUUCGUCGAAUUUCCUAAAAGCGUUUUUCAAAAAAUGAAACCCACAAUUUUUCGCGCCAAAGUACUCUCAUACAGUUUUCCGAAGACAAUAGAAGUAAUGGGAUAGCGGGUGGAGAUUUCACUAUCGGUUUAUCAUAUAUUCUUUAAAUUGCACCAAAAAACUUCGGUUGGUAUUCAUCGGAUGACGAAAGUUCUUAUGCGAAAAUAUUUGAAUGACAGAACCGAGAGACACAUGAAUGAUUGCCCACAAAUACAAAAAAAAAUCUGAAAACGCAAACAAAAAAUAGUUCCCUUGAAAAAGUGCUUGCUCACUUCAGCGCAAACACUUGCAAUAACACAAAAAGUGCGAUUGCUGUGUAUUUACCUAUACACUUACAAAACAUCACAAAUGACAUAAGGAAUACAAUAAAAAACAGUCCAGCAAUGUGCAGCCCAAGCCCGCCUCACUUACAGUGUUGAAUAACCGGAGCAAAUAAUAAAUUGAAGCAUUGAACGAAACGGCAACUGUCGACAUCGCAGAGAACAUGACAGCACUUGACAGCCAUGCGAAAGUUAAAAUAAAAAAUGCGUUUGCGAUGCGUGAAUGCAUUCUAGGUUAUCGGUGACUAACGUUAUACCAUUUAAAUACGGAAACAAACAUGCAUGAGACAGAUUAUAAAAGCAAAUUCAAUUUUACUGAUACAUAAGCGAAAAGUUUAAAAAACUGAUCGUGAAUCAAAACCAUACACAAACAAAAAUAAGUAUGAAUUGCUAUCGGCAAAGAUAAGUAAAAUUAAUAAGCGUAGUUAUAUAUUAGUUAGGUAAUUCAUGAAAAUUAUAUUGUAAAUAUUUUUAUAUUUUAAUUUCAGUUGAAUAAAACAAACAUAUUUUUUUUAAUAAAA
This is a messenger RNA of Wyeomyia smithii (pitcher-plant mosquito), 5866 nucleotides long. RefSeq names its product zwei Ig domain protein zig-8-like. Bases 2453 to 3388 code for a protein of 311 amino acids. Gene Ontology annotation, cellular component: neuron projection membrane. Gene Ontology annotation, biological process: synapse organization. NCBI's taxonomy places the organism in Eukaryota, Metazoa, Arthropoda, Insecta, Diptera, Culicidae. The transcript is spliced from 10 exons. The record is from RefSeq and is a predicted model, not a curated record.